AUGGCAGAUUUAAACAAGAAACUAGAAAAUCUUUCACUCGACUUCUCCAACCAUCAAAACACAUUACAAGAUCUUAUAACAUCGCGAUCUCAAUUGGAAACCCAAUACCAAGAAAACAAGAUUGUUCGUGAUGAAUUUGCCCAAAUUGAUGGAACUAGUGAAAGUUGUAAAAUUUACAAAUUGGUGGGACCAGUAUUGUUGCCGCAGGACUAUUCAGAGGCCGAGAUGAAUGUCAAAAAAAGAAUCGAAUUCAUUGAGGGUGAAAUUAAACGUGUUGAGACAAGGAUUGAAGCAGAAGAGAAAAAAAUGGAGGGUAUUAGAGGGGAUAUCGUGGCAUUGAGAGCGCUGGUGCAAACCUAA
Molecule: messenger RNA, 360 nt
Organism: Lodderomyces elongisporus
Lineage: Eukaryota; Fungi; Ascomycota; Pichiomycetes; Serinales; Debaryomycetaceae
Gene: YKE2
Product: tubulin-binding prefolding complex subunit
Exons: 1
Coding region: 1-360 (119 amino acids)
Biological process (GO): protein folding; chaperone-mediated protein complex assembly
Cellular component (GO): prefoldin complex; cytoplasm
Molecular function (GO): protein-folding chaperone binding
Source: RefSeq, a predicted model, not a curated record